Molecule: messenger RNA, 5026 nt
Organism: Dreissena polymorpha
Lineage: Eukaryota; Metazoa; Mollusca; Bivalvia; Myida; Dreissenidae
Exons: 10
Coding region: 128-4273 (1381 amino acids)
Source: RefSeq, a predicted model, not a curated record
UAUCAGUUUGAGUCCACGUCAGGAUUUAUCUUAUCAAAUGUAUUGCAAGUUCAGUUGCAACAGAGCUAUUUGUGCAAUGUAAGACAUUUUCAGUACGGUUUACAAAAUUCUCGGUUUAGCAAUACUUAUGUUUCUUGAAAUACAAUAUGUUCUGCUCCUGAAUGGAAAUACAGCAAUGACAAUCACAACUACAACGGCUGAACAAAUAACAGCGUCUUAUACAACAGCGUCAUCUUCAAAAACAACGAUCAUGACACCUUUACCUAUAACUAUUACCACACCUAUACCAACAACUACUACUACAACAACUGCAUUGACAAUACCUUCCUCAUCCAAUACAACAACAUCACCAUCCACUUCAACGCCUGACUCAUCCAAUACAACAACACCUGCAUCAUCCAGUACAACACCUGCAUCAUCCACUACAACAAUACCUGAAUCUUACACUACUACGACACCUGAAGUAUCUACAACAACACCUGAAUCAUCCACUAGAACACAUGCAUCUUGCACUAGAACACCUGAAAUAACAACUACCACACCUGCAUAUUUCAUUACAACACCUGAAUUAUUCUCUUCUAAUCCUGCAUCAUCUGUUUUAACACCUGUACCAUUCACUUCAACGCUUGCAUUACCCCCUACAAUACCUGCAUAUUUCACUAAAACACCUGAAGUAUCAACUACACCACCUGCAUCAUUUACUGUAACACCUGAAUCAUUUACCACAACACCUAAAUCAUUCACCACAACACCUGCAGCAUCUAAUUCAAAACCCUCAUUAGCCACUUCACCACCUGAAAUAUCCACUACAACACCUGAAUUAUCCACUACAACACCUGAAUUAUCCACUACAACACCUGAAUUAUCCACUACAAUACCUGAAUUAUCCACUACAACACCUAAAUUAUCUACUACAACACCUGAAUUAUCCACUACAACACCUGCAUCAUCCAUUACAAAACAUGCAACGUUCACUUCAACACCGGAAAUAGCCACUAUAAUAACACCUACAUUGAUAACUCGUACAACACUUGCAUCAUCAACUACAACACCUGCACCGGCCAUUAAAACACCUGCAUCAUCCACAAACACAGCUGUAUCAUCAACGCCAACGCCUGAAUCAUCCAGUACAAUACCUGCAUCAUCCACUGCAACAACUACAUCAUCCACUUCAACACCUGCAUCGUCCACCACUACAGCAACUGCACCAUCCACUAAAAAGCCUGAAUCAUCAACUACUGCAACACCUGCAUCAUCAACUAAAACACUUUCAUCAUCCACUUCAGCAUGUCCAUCGUUCACUGCAACACCUGCAUCAUCCAAUACAACAUCUGCAACAAUAACUAUGACACCUGAAUUAGCCACUACAUCAACAUUUGAAUUGUCAACUAGUGCAACACUUGCAUCAUCCAAUACAACACCUGCACCAUCCACUUCAACACCUGAAUCAUCAAUUAUAACAACCGCAUCAUCCACUUCAACAUCUGCAUCAUGCACUUCAACACCUGAAUCAUCAACUACAACAACUGCAUCAUCCACUACUACACCUGCACCAUCCACUUCAACACCUGCAUCAUCCAUUACCACACCUGCAACAUCAACUACAACAUAUACACCAUCCACUACAACAACUACAUCAUCAACUACAACAACUUUAUCAUUCAUUGCAAUACAUGCAUCAUUCACGACAACAUCUGUAUCAUCCACUACAACACCUGCAUCAUCUAAUUCAACACCUGAAUCAUCCAUUAAAACAACUGCAUCAUCCACUACAACACCUGCAUCAUCCACUUCAACACCUGAAUCAUCCACUUCAACACCUGCAUCCUCCACUGCAACACCUGAAUCAUCCACUACCACUCCUACAUCAUCCACUUCAUUCAUUCCUGAAUUGUCAACUACACUACCUGCAUCAUCCACUGAAACACCUAAAUCAUCCACUACAACACCUGUAUUAUCCACUUUAACACCUGCAUCGUCCACUACAACACCUACAUCAUCCACUUCAACACCUGCAUCAUCAACUUCAACACCUGCAUCAUCCACUACCACUCCUGCACCAUCCACUACAACACUUUCAUCAUCCACUUCAACACCUGCAUCAUCCACUUCAACACCUGCAUCAUCCACUACCACACCUGCAUCAUCCACUUCAACACCUGCAUCAUCCACUUCAAUACCUGCAUCGUCAACUUCAACACCUGCAUCAUCCACUACAACACCUGUAUCAUCCACUUCCACACCUGCAUCAUCCUCUUCAACACCUGCAUCAUCUACUACAACACCUGCAUCAUCCACUACAAUACCUGCAUCAUCCACUGCAACACCUGCAUCAUCUAAUUCAACACCUGAUUCAUCCACUACAACACCUGCAUCAUCCACUACAACAUCUACACCAUCUACUACAACAACAACAUCAUCCACUUCCACAUCUGCAUCAUCCACGUCAUCACAUGAAUUGUCCACUACGACACCUGCAUCAUCCACUACAACACCUGCAACAUCCACUACAAUACCUGCAACAUACACUACAACACCUACACCAUCCACUAAAACAACUACAUUAUCCACUACAACAACUUUAUCAUCCAUUACAACAACUGAAUCAUCCAUUGCAAUACAUGCAUCAUUCACGACAGCACAUGUAUCAUCCACUACAACAUCUAAUUCAACACCUGAGGCAUCCAUUAAAACAACUCCAUCAUCCACUUCAACAUUUGCAUCAUCAACUACAACAACUGCAUCAUCCACUACAACACCUGCAUCAUCCAUUGCAAUACAUGCAUCAUUCACUACAACACCUGUGUCAUCCACCACAACAACUACAUCAUCCAUUACAACAGCUGUAUCAUCCACUUCAACACAUGUAACAACAUCUACUGCAACACCUCCGUCAUCAACUGCAACAUCUUCGUCAUUUACUACAACGCCUGUACAAACAAUGACUACGACACCUGUACCAACUACUAUAACAACUGCAUCAUACACUUCAACACCUGAGUCAUCAAAUACAACACCUACAUCAUCUACAACACCUUCGCCAUCCACUACAAGACCUGUAUCAUUCAUCGCAACUCCUGAAUCAUCCACCCCAAAAUUAUCAUCAGAAGCGACAACAAAGUCAUCAACAACAAAAUCGCAAAAUCCUACUGCAACGUCAGGCGGAACAAGAACAACACCAAAACCGACGACAAUCGCAAUCACAUCUACAACAGCAUACUCCACUACAAGUACUGGUCUUAAAACUCCAUCUUAUACUACCAGUAUGACUUCAACUACAUCAAUGAAAUACUUCGGUUGUAGAACACCGCCUGGACUGCUGAACGGCUAUUUUACUAAAGAAGAAACAACUUACGAUUCAUCGAUUGAAUACAAGUGCAUAACCGGGUAUAACCUAAUUCGAAACAACACCAUUGUGUGCCUUGAAAAUGGGAACUGGAGUCCACUCAUGACUAAAUGCGAUAUAAAAAAUUGUAAGGAUACUCCAACUGUUGCAAACGGAUCGUGUUUCUCCAAUACUUCCACAUACCAGUCUGUCGCUGUUUGUUUGUGUGAUGUGGGAUACACUUCUUCUGGGGACAAUUAUACAGAGUGUCUUGCCAGUGGAACGUGGGCUGAUGUCAAAAUCACAUGUACAAUCAAAGACUGUGGGCCACCAACUGGGUUGCUAAACGGCUCUAACACUCAAGGGAAAACAACUUUCAAUUCAUCGAUUGAAUACUCGUGCAACAAUGGAUAUGACUUAACAGGAAACGACACCAUUAUGUGUUUGAAAACUGGAAACUGGAGUGAGCUGGAGGCCACAUGCAUCAUUAAAGAUUGCAACCUAACUAAACCUAUAUCGAACGGAGCGUGUAUCGCCAAUACCACAACAUACCUGUCUAAGGCUGAGUGUUCGUGUGAUGCAGGAUACACACUGCAUGGAGAAAACUAUCCCGAAUGUCUUUCUAAUGGAUCAUGGAGUUACGUCAAUAUCACUUGUGUAAUCAAAGAUUGCGGAAACUCAAUACAUACGCUGAAUGGAAUGAUUGAGUAUUCAAACAAUACAACAUACCUGUCCGUUGCCAAAGUCCACUGCAUUAACGGAUAUAGACUGAAGAAGGAACACAACAACAGCGUUACAUCAGAGGACAUUAACUGCACUGAAUACGGUCUCUGGCAGGUCUCAAAUGGCUGCGAACCUAAAGACUGUGAUCCACCACCAAAUGGCAAUCUAUUUACAAUGAACGCACCAGCGAGGACUUUUAAACUCAUCUGCCUUGUACACUUGUGACCGUGGGUACCGCACACAUAAUCACACAACUAUCGUUUAUAAUGAAGAAGGGCUUUGGAGUGGUGAACCACCAUUAUGUUCUGGUAUUUAUAUCCUGAACAAGUAGUGUAGGAAAUAAAUAAAGGUGUAAGCAGAAUAGGGGAAACUUUAUAACGUGUUAUCGUUUAUGUAAACGAUAUGUUUCUCGUCCGUACAGCCAAAUAUAAACAUUAUAUUCGUUAGAAGUAUAUACAUUUUGAUUGAAAAGAAGUAUUGAUGUUCACAAGAAAUUAAUGCCAAUCUAAAGAAUGUAGAAUUGUAUUAUAUUAUUGUAAAUAUGUAAUGACUUCAAAUUAGUAGACAUGUGAAAUAACAUGAAAUACAACAGACAUCGACGAGUGUCUGCACAGGAAUACGUGCCACUAUAACGCCAAUUGUACGAACACUGAAGGCAGCUUCAAGUGCGAAUGUCAAACCGGAUACAGAGAUCUAGAUGGGAUCGGUGGGCAACACUGUGAUGAUAUAGACGAGUGUUCCUCUGGUGGCGAUGUCUUUUGCGCAACAACCAGACACGGGUAUGUGUGAAUAUUGACGGAGGUUACGUGUGUGUAUGCAACAAGGGCUUUACUGGACCAAAAUGUGAAAGCGAUAUUGAUGAAUGCGAUCAUAACACAUCGUGCGGCGGCAAUGCGGAUUGUUUCAACACGUUCGGAAGGUUCACAUGUACGUGUCGUAAGAGCCAUCCACAGGGCAACCCCUAUCUGGGCUGCUUCG